Messenger RNA from Penicillium nucicola, 1239 nucleotides. RefSeq lists its product as uncharacterized. The transcript has 6 exons. Gene Ontology annotation, molecular function: FAD binding. Lineage: Eukaryota; Fungi; Ascomycota; Eurotiomycetes; Eurotiales; Aspergillaceae. Gene Ontology annotation, biological process: secondary metabolite biosynthetic process. The record is from RefSeq and is a predicted model, not a curated record. Bases 1 to 1239 code for a protein of 412 amino acids.
AUGGGUGGUAAAGAGAUAACCUCAGUUGCUAUAAUUGGUGGAGGCCCAGGGGGACUUGGAACCGCCAUUGCUCUGUCGCAGCUGCCGUUCCUACAGGUAACUCUCUAUGAGAAGAACCCAGAGCCAAGAGAAGCUGGUGCUGGACUGAGUCUGAGCACAAAUGCAUGGAGGGUGCUUGAUUUACUAGGGGCCAGUGAGAUGGUCAAGGGGGGUCCAAAUCAAACACUCACCAAAGGGAAAAUUCUUAGCGUCAUCAAACAGCCGGAAAAUUCAGCCGCAGACUCCCGUGGAGCUAUCCGUGCUCGCAGGACCCGACUACAGUCGGCCCUGAUAGCGAAGGUGCCAGAUGGAAUUAUUCAAUACAGCAAGAAGCUUGUGUCACUGGAGAAUCUGCCCGGACAAGGAGUACGGAUUGCUUUUUCAGACCUUACAGAAACCAUCGCGGAUAUUGUAGUUGGAGCUGACGGAAUACACUCUAUCGUUCGGAAAAGCCUCUUCCCGAACCAUCAGCUUUCAUUCACGGGGAAUUCUGCAUUUCGUGUUCUGGUUCCUAGGUCGCGCCUAUCUCAGAUCCCAGAUAUCACUUCCACAACCUCAUGGUGGUGGGGAGAAGCUGGUCAUGUUUACCUUUCGGAUGUAGAUGACGAAACUGAACAGGAGAACCCGCUUUUUGAAAUCACCAUACGGUCAUAUCGUGAGACUGAGGUCCCAGGCGAGACGGUCCCUUGGGGUAUUCCCGCUUCUAACGAGAAAGUGGCAUCUCGUGUUCAGGGCUUUGACCAAAGAAUAAGAGAUGCUGUCGAUAUGGUAGCCGAAGGCGAGUGGAGAGAAUUUGCAACGUUCGCUGGACCCCGGUUGGAAAAGAUCACAGGAUGGGAUAAGGUUGUCCUGAUCGGAGAUGCCAGUCAUCCUUUGUCUGGCGCCUUUGGCUCUGGGGCGACAUUUGCUAUGGAGGACGGCUGGAUUCUCGCUCGCGCACUAGAACGAACACGUUUCACUUCCCAUCCCGAGCGUGACGCUCUUGAGAUAUUUGAAUCUAUUCGCUCUCCUUACUACAAUAAAAUGUAUCAACACCUGGACGAAAGCAAAAGCAGAACACAGAGAUUCCAAGAGGAAACCAAAGAUUUUGAUUCAAUUUUGCAACACAAAAUCGAUAGUUUCCUGUACGGAGACAAGGAUUUUAUAUACAAUCACGAUAUCAAGAAAGUCUGGGAGGACUUCUGUACCCAAGAGGACUAG